Messenger RNA from Manis pentadactyla (Chinese pangolin), 6339 nucleotides. RefSeq names its product amyloid beta precursor protein binding family A member 1 (gene APBA1). Gene Ontology annotation, biological process: chemical synaptic transmission. The record is from RefSeq and is a predicted model, not a curated record. The transcript is spliced from 14 exons. Lineage: Eukaryota; Metazoa; Chordata; Mammalia; Pholidota; Manidae. Gene Ontology annotation, molecular function: protein binding; amyloid-beta binding. Bases 328 to 2826 code for a protein of 832 amino acids. Gene Ontology annotation, cellular component: plasma membrane; dendritic spine; cytoplasm.
GGGCCGCGGACCGGAGGGGCCCGAGCGGCGGCCGAGCCCGAGCCAGAGCCGGCAAGGGCGGCUACGGUCCCGGCGGCGGCGGGAGAAGAUGGUGGCGCUGGAGGUAGGAGCGGCCCGAGCGGAGCUUGAUUCCCAGGCUCGGCACCAACGCUGUCGUUAGAGCCGCCUGCUCCCGCGGGCCCGCGGACCCAGCUGUCAGGCAAGGUGGGGCUUCAAAGCAAGAUGGAAUUAAAACACUUGAUAACAACCAGUGAAUGUGCCGGGUGGAGCAAAAUGAGAGCGCAGUGAGCCGGCCCAGCCUCUCCCCCAGCCGUCCCGACGCCCACCAUGAACCACUUGGCGGCGUCCGCGGAGGUGGAGGUGACCGACGAGGUGGCAGGCGGGGAGGUGAACGAGUCGGUGGAGGCUGACCUGGAGCACCCCGAGGUGGAAGAGGAACAGCAGCACCACUAUGCGGGCCGGCCCCUGCGCGGCCGCGCCGUCGAGGACCUCCGCACCCAGCCCGGACCGCAGGAGGAGGAGGAGCGCGGGGAGUGCCUGGCGCGCUCAGCCAGCACCGAGAGCGGUUUCCACAAUCACACCGACACGGCCGAGGGCGACGUGAUCGCCGCGGCCCGCGACGGCUACGACGCGGAGCGCGCGCAGGACCCAGAGGACGAGAGCGCGUACGCAGUGCAGUACCGGCCCGAGGCCGAGGAGUACACGGAGCAGGCGGAGGCCGAGCACGCCGAGGCCACGCACCGCCGCGCCCUGCCCAACCACCUGCACUUCCACUCGCUGGAGCACGAGGAGGCCAUGAACGCGGCUUACUCGGGCUACGUCUACACGCACCGGCUCUUCCACCGGGGCGAGGACGAGCCCUAUGCCGAGCCGUACGCCGACUACGGAGGCCUCCAGGAGCACGUGUACGAGGAAAUCGGGGACGCGCCCGAGCUGGACGCGCGCGACGGCCUGCGGCUGUACGAGCAGGAGCGCGACGAGGCCGCCGCCUACCGCCAGGAGGCCCUGGGCGCGCGGCUGCACCACUACGAUGAGCGCUCCGACGGCGAGUCCGACAGCCCCGAGAAGGAGGCAGAAUUCGCUCCCUACCCGCGCAUGGACAGCUACGAGCAGGAGGAGGACAUCGACCAGAUCGUGGCCGAGGUCAAGCAGAGCAUGAGCUCGCAGAGCCUCGACAAGGCGGCCGAGGACAUGCCCGAGGCUGAGCAGGACCUGGAGCAUGUCCCUUCUCCUGGCGGGGGCCGCCCCGACAGCCCCGGGCUGCAGGCGCCGGCGGGGCAGCAAAGGGCUGCAGGCCCCACGGGAGGCGAGGUGGUGCAGCGGUACAGCAAGGAGAAGAGGGAUGCCAUCUCUCUGGCCAUCAAGGACAUCAAGGAGGCCAUCGAGGAGGUGAAAACCAGGACCAUCCGUUCGCCUUACACCCCCGACGAGCCCAAAGAGCCCAUCUGGGUCAUGCGCCAGGAUAUUAGCCCCACCAGGGACUGUGAGGACCAGAGGCCGGUGGAUGGGGAUUCUCCGUCUCCUGGCAGUUCCUCACCCCUGGGUGCAGAGUCUUCAGGUACACCCCUUCAACCCAGUGACCCUGCGGAAGCCUCCACACAUAAAGAGUCAAGAAAAAGCUUGGCUUCAUUCCCGACCUACGUUGAAGUUCCUGGACCUUGUGACCCUGAGGACUUGAUCGAUGGAAUCAUUUUUGCUGCUAAUUACCUUGGCUCCACUCAGCUGCUCUCAGACAAAACUCCCUCCAAAAAUGUGCGCAUGAUGCAGGCCCAGGAAGCAGUCAGCAGGAUCAAGAUGGCCCAGAAAUUAGCCAAAAGCAGGAAGAAGGCUCCUGAAGGUGAAUCUCAGCCAAUGACCGAGGUGGAUCUCUUCAUUUCUACUCAGAGAAUCAAAGUAUUGAAUGCCGACACACAGGAGACAAUGAUGGACCAUCCUCUGAGGACCAUUUCCUAUAUCGCAGACAUCGGAAACAUCGUCGUGCUGAUGGCCCGCAGGCGGAUGCCCCGCUCCAACUCCCAGGAGAAUGUGGAAGCCUCCCACCCAUCCCAGGAUGGAAAGAGGCAAUACAAGAUGAUCUGCCAUGUCUUCGAGUCCGAGGACGCCCAGCUGAUCGCACAGUCCAUUGGGCAGGCAUUCAGCGUGGCAUACCAGGAGUUCCUCAGGGCCAACGGCAUCAACCCAGAAGAUCUCAGCCAGAAGGAGUAUAGUGACCUGCUCAACACCCAGGACAUGUACAAUGACGACCUCAUCCACUUCUCCAAGUCGGAAAACUGCAAAGAUGUCUUCAUAGAGAAGCAGAAGGGAGAAAUCCUAGGUGUGGUGAUUGUGGAGUCUGGCUGGGGAUCCAUCUUGCCCACCGUGAUCAUCGCCAACAUGAUGCAUGGAGGGCCCGCAGAGAAAUCAGGGAAGCUGAAUAUUGGGGACCAGAUCAUGUCCAUAAAUGGCACCAGCCUGGUGGGCCUGCCUCUCUCUACCUGCCAGAGCAUUAUUAAGGGCUUGAAGAAUCAGCCCCGGGUGAAGCUGAAUAUUGUGAGGUGUCCUCCGGUGACCACCGUGCUGAUCAGGAGACCAGACCUCCGCUACCAGCUGGGCUUCAGCGUCCAGAAUGGAAUCAUCUGCAGCCUCAUGCGAGGGGGCAUAGCUGAGAGGGGAGGCGUCCGCGUGGGACACCGGAUCAUCGAAAUCAAUGGGCAGAGCGUGGUGGCCACCCCCCACGAGAAGAUCGUGCACAUCCUCUCCAAUGCUGUGGGGGAGAUUCACAUGAAGACGAUGCCAGCUGCCAUGUACAGACUGCUGACGGCCCAGGAGCAACCCGUCUACAUCUGAGGCCACGCCGGCCCCUGGAGGUGCGCAUGGAGGACUCCCUCACCCAUGGUUGUGUUUCUCGUGCUGCAUCUGUGUGCCCUCUGAGACAUCUCCCUCUCAUGCCCAGCAUUCAGUUUUACGCAGGAAGAAAAGAAUCCUCGAAGACCUCUUCGUGCUCUCUCUCUCUCUCUCUCAUUUGCGUUUUUGUUUUUAAUACCAGGGAAGUUGUGUGUGCUCUCCCUUGAGAAUGGAGAGCAGCCAGGGGCUAGCUGGUGUCUGCCCAGGACUAUCCUGAAGGGCCCCUGAGGCUCCUGAGGAGCACCGUCACUGUCCAAGGGGAAUGCUCUCUUCCCAAGGGGUGCAGACCUUCCAGAGGAGCUUCCGGGGCAGCGACGAAGCUGACUCAGCAGCGCCUACAGUCCAGUCACUGAUGUCUGCUCUCCUCAAUUUACGGGAAAAUGAUAGGAACGAGGGCCAGCCUGUGUCUUUACACCCACCCACCAUGAACUUGGGCCACCAUAUAUUAUUUCUGAGCCAAUCCUGUGCCUCUUCUGUAGCUAGUUUUAGUUUCAACAUAAUUGUGUUUUCUCAUGUGAGCCUUCUCACCCAAGGAUGGAAAGGGAACUGCCUUGGACAAGGACACCAUCAUGUUGGAGAGAGCUCGGCAAUUCCUCAGGUGUCCUGGGGUUCCCAGUCAUCACACAGAUGGGCAGGGGCCCGCUGCCUCCCUGUCACACAUGUGCAUAUUCAGACCCACCUGUUCACAUACCAGCUUCCCUCCCCACACCAGUGAGGCACACAGAGCCCCUAGACAGCCCACACCACCUGGGCCCCCAGCAUUCCAGUGGGCUCCCCGCACGUGCCCCCCGACACCCAGGGGGUCUAGGGGAGAGGGAUCGCUCUCCUUGAAGCUGAGGAUCAGGACGUAAUUGUGAUACGCUGUCUGGCUCAAGGUGGGCCCAGUUUUCUUCUCUGCUCAGGGCCGGGAGGUAGGAUGUGACAUUUGAAACACCAGAACGGUACAUAAACCACAAAACUAAGGGGUCAAGAACGACCUCAGGCUACGUCUCAGAAUCCCCAAAUGGGUUCCAGAAACAUCAUUUGCUGCUCGUGGGUCUGAGGAGUUUUCAAUCGCUGUGGAAUGUUGCAUGUUUCCAUCGGGGGCCUCGUAGUCAUGGUCUGUCAGUUCGGUGCCCAUGUUUUAGUAAUACUAUUCUGAGCCAGCUUUCACUUAUUCUUGGUCCAAAGAGCAUCUUGUUUUCAUGUGGGUGGGGUGUGGCUUGGUUGGGUUUUUGUUUUGUUUUGUUCAUGACCUCAGCAGAAGCAGGGGAAGAGAAACUAAUAUAUUUUAUAAUAUUAAUGUAGUCCCUGUUCUCUACAUCUGGGAUAUUUAUGUGUGUCUGUGGAAAUAGGAACUCGGUGAGCUCACAUUGGGUAGCAUGUAUUUAUAUGUUGAGUGGGGGGACUUCGGGGAGGGGGAUAUGAAAUAUAAAAAGAUGAGGACCAAGAGAUUUCCAUGACCAAGUGGUGUGGUCUGCUCCCCUGGGACCUCUGGACCUUCUGAGUACCUGGUUAGAGUCAGGAAAGCAGACUGACUGAAAGGUGUCAGCGGCUGAGCUCUGGCUGUGCUGUGAGCCCUCGCAAAGCCCAGAUGUCCUCUCAGGAAGGUGCAGCCCUUUCUCCAGAGGUGCCAGGUGGGCAGGCCCAGGCUUCUGGUCUCCAGCUCACACUGCUGGGAGACCCCCACAAGCACGAGGCGUCAGGAACUGUGGUCCAGGUUCUCAUUUACCAAACUGCAGAAUGUCUGAUAAUAUACUCAAAUGCUAAAGAGUCAUAUGUUUAUCUCGCCUCUGCCAAAAAGAGACGGUGAGUAAAACGGGAAUGUAGUGUCAGCAGUGGCAUUUCAGGCACCAGGUGCCUUGGUAAAUCACGAGAGGGGCUCGUGCCCCCGGCUGCCAGUUGGGUACCAGGACUGCCUGCCCAGGCACCUGCACAGAGGCCUGCUCAUGACUGGCCAGUGGAUGGGACUCUUGUCUGCACCUCCUGUGCAAACUCCCAAAGAAUUACAUCUGGAUAUCUUCACUCCAGGAGGGGGAGGCAGAACAUGCCUUCCGCUGUUGCACGAGAAUCUUGGGAAGUUGCACGGGUGCCGAGGAAGCCAUGUUGGUAAGCUCUCCUAGAGGACAGCAUGUUUUAGUGUAAGAGGAGGAUUAUCCACUGCACACCUUCACCCCGUGCGGUGGCUCCUCACACCCAGGUAGGAUAUGUUUCUGGAGCUCAGUACAGGUUCACCCACCUGAAGUGCAUCCUUUUCCCCCAUCCAUUGGAUAGAGGGAGUUAACCUACCUUCAGUGAACCAGUGAGGCAGGAUCUUGUAUGUUAGUAACUCUGUGUCUGAAGGUCCCCUGGGAAGCGGUGAUCUGUUUCCCUUGACACCCCAACAUGCAUAAUGAUAAGUGUAAAUAUCUGAAUACCCUGAGUGAUGGGGAAGACUGCACAGAACAGCCUUCCCAAGCAUGGCCCAGGCAAAAAACCACUCCUGCUGCUUGGGUAAGACAUGCUGGUGACUCAGCUUUGGGGACAGAUUCCCAGAUUCAUCUACCCCUUUUGGUCCAGCCAGGGUGCACCAGAACCCAUCCUGCCUCUGCCUGCUCACUGGGACCAUAUCAGGGAGCCACUGUCAGCCUUGGGUUUGAGAGAGGAAGAAACCCUCAGAGACCAAUGCCUGGAGCCCCCGCCAGCAGAGCGGGUUCCUCGGGGCUCUUCGCCCCUGCAGCCAAGUCUGCUUUCUCAACAUCACCCAACACCGGCCUCAGAGAGUCCCAGAGUAACCUACUACCUCCCCCAUCGCUCCUGCCACCCCCGCGGCCCCCGUGGGCACCCAGCUCCCCAUCUGCACGCUGACGAAACCCAUCCACGAGCGCUCUGUGGGCCCCUCCUCCCAGGGGCGUGGCUGUUACCAAUGUUUACAACCAAGAGCCACCUCCUCUCAGACAUGUUUACUCUCCCACUUAAAAGGCCUCUUGGUUUGAAUCCUGCGUCUGUCUGCUCCUUCCCUCGUUUGGGUCCACUUGAACACCCAGCCCUGAUUCUGUGCCCCCUCCAUCAAGGCAGCGGGUGAGGCCUGUGUGGGAAGGAACUCCUUGUACAUAUUCAGCACAGCCCCUGGAGUAUGAACCUGUACUCUUGUUCUGUAAAGAGGGUGAAAUAGAGCUUAUUGUAAAGCAUUGGGAGAAGUAUAGUAUUGUAUUUGUAACAAUAUUGUUCUUUGUAUACACAAAACUCAAUGAUCUCUAUAUAUAAAUAUAAAUUAUAUAAAUAAAAUAUCUAUACACGUGAGCCUGGAAUGUUGAUGCGGCACACCCACUGAAUGUACUUCCCCUGACAGUCUGGUCACUGGGCCCAGCCCACCCUCCCCACCUCUGUACCAUUUGGGGGGUUGUGAUGUAUUUAAUGUGUUCUUUUCCUUUAUUUAACCUGAACGCUAAUGUCUGUAAGAGUUGCUGCAACAAUAAACAAGAACUUCAUCUCUUG